Messenger RNA from Anopheles stephensi (Asian malaria mosquito), 6304 nucleotides. RefSeq names its product axin (gene Axn). Bases 2573 to 4864 code for a protein of 763 amino acids. Gene Ontology annotation, biological process: negative regulation of canonical Wnt signaling pathway. The record is from RefSeq and is a predicted model, not a curated record. The transcript is spliced from 11 exons. NCBI's taxonomy places the organism in Eukaryota, Metazoa, Arthropoda, Insecta, Diptera, Culicidae.
AGGCAUUCAGACAGCGAUGGAACGUUGCUGCUCUUCGUCGUCGUCGUCGUCGUCGUGGUCUCGUCAGGUCUAGUACAGAGGCGACCUUUACUUUUUGCCUUUCCGUAGCGCGCGAGUAAAACAUCACCUCCGUUGUGGGCUUCCCUGACAGGGAGACAGAAAGAUUUUAUUUGUUGACACACAUUUCUAGCGCCCGUCGUUGUGCUCUUGCUAGUGCGAAUAAUUUUCCGUUGAUCGGUGUACAAAAUUCGGAUUCCCCGGACAAAGUGGUAAAAAUUGAAAAAUCCCUUGGCGAAGAAGGUGAGAGACAGGAAAAGAAAAAAAAGGAGAAGAAGUGCGAAGACCCAUAAUAGUGGAAAAGAAAUCGGUUCAAAAGCAAACCAAAUCGGAUGGAUAAGAGUGAGCGAGACAGGUGCGCAAGUUCGUUCAUUUGACGUAUAUGAUGUGUGCGCACGGGUGUGAGCAGGAAAGGGAGUGUUGUGAGAAGCGCGGGAGGAUGAUGGUUGUUCUGCUGUGAAGUGAAUGUGUGUAUGUGUGAAUGUGUGUACGGUGCGGGUUUUUGGCUCAGGUGGUAACGAAGCAGCCACAGCGUGUGUUUGUGUACGCGCACGUGCUUGAGUGUGUGUGUGUGUGUAUGGGUCCGAAGGAAUUUUUCGGCGCGACGGCAGCAGCAACACUGUUUCUCUUUUCUGGUGCCGCCUGUAUGCCAUCUCUGUCUGUUGUGAUGCGGCUGAUAUCGUACGCUUCAUUCGCACCAGUGGUUGCUGAGGCACAUGGCCAACUCGUUGGAUGCUAGCUGACAGCGCGGUGUUUUUUUUACAUAUUGUGCGUGCGUGCUUGUGUGUGUGUGCAGCAGUGGAAGAGGUAGCGCGGUGCCGCAGUGUCGCUCUGAUUGUAUGUGCGUACUAUGUCUCCCGGCUGAAUAAAGCGUGUGGAAGCAUCCACGACAGAAACGCACGGAACGUAGCGAGAAGAGGCAGCGUAAGACGACGGUGGAAAAAGUCGUACUUUUUCCUUCCUUUUCUAUCAACAUCGGUCGUUUGCAGACCAUUUUUCCGUCUUCGUAGCCGACGUUGUUGUCCGUCACACAGCAGGGCGGAAAGUCAAUGUGCGGCGAGUCCAAGACCCCGGGGGUGGGUGUAUUGGUUCCGCAUAAUCCAGCCAGUCGCCACCAAACAAGAAGCUUCACCAUCCGUGCAGACCACCACCGUCUUGAGGAAACCACGGCAGAGCAACAGUGGGCCCAGUCGGCACAGUGCGCUGUCCAAAGCAUCGAUCUUGCAAAAGCCCUGCCAGGGCAAUGUGUAUGGUCAAGGGCAGCAUACAGUAAAAUCGCCAUCGUGGAUCUGGUAAAUCGUAGAUAAUGGUUUUAGUUCAGCAGAUUUUCGGUAGUUGCUACGUGGUCCGUGUGUUUUAAAAAACGGGAAGGUGGAAUUUUCGCGAUCGUGCUGCGCUUUGCUAUGUGUGUGUGUGCGUGUACAUGUUUCCGUGCUACGCUUCAACAAACACCGUGCUUUCGGGAAGCUGAUCUUGAUCAUCAUCAUCAUCAGCAGCAGCAGCAGUGGCUAAAAUCCAUCCUAUCUGACCAUCAUCAACCAACCAGAAAGUCAAAAAAUUAGCUAGCUGCGAUUCUAAAGUGUAAGGGGUAUUAACAAAAGCUCAGCUUCAGCAAUUCGAGAUGGUUUAGCAAAAAUAAAAUACUGCAUCAGUACGGUAGUAUGAAUGGCCACCUCGAAAAUGCAGUAUAACGUGUCAAUGAGCAAUGAGUGCUGCUAGGAAGAAUCAAAAGCGAAGGUGUUUUGUGCAGAGACAACCACAUGCGGCAGCAGUAGUGGUACGAUUUUCGAUAAAGUAUGCCUUCGCUGAAAAUGCAUGAACGUGGUGCCUAAACGAAUUGCGUGCGUGCUGCACAGGACAAGGAAAAAAAAGGAUGUGAUUUGUUAUCAUGUGAGGAAAAAGUUUGUUGAUGGUGCUAAAUGAAGCAUCUGUUCUCCUGUGUUGUUAUAUCAGUGUGCCUCUACUGUGGUAGCAAUGUGUGUGAAGUGGAGUUGAAUAGUAACUCAAAAUGUUGGCUGCACAUCGAAUGACAUCGAGUGACGAAAACGAAUAGCAACAACCUGUUAUAAUACGGCAAUACGACGACGAGUAGUUUCACAAGCUCCAGUUGCCUGGGAAAACCUUUAAUGUUAAAACACUUCGCCAAGACUGCCACGAACUAAACGGAUUAACAAUUCGACGGAUAUUGUUAACGAUUGAUUACCCCAGUUUGCCAAACAAACGAACGGCGCGGUAAAACCACAACUGCCUUCAAACGACUGAUAACUGAGACUGUAAGGAAAUACGUGACGAUUGCACGCAGCCAAUGGAUAGUGCUGUUGCAGGUCUUAUCGAAAACAUUGUACAAAAAUCGCUUGACUAAUACAAUACACGAAACAACGGUCAGUGCGCGCGCAAUAGGCUGUUUCGUAAACUUUCUUCGUCUACCGGGCAAAAAAGCUGCAUUCAAAAACUUAACCAGCACUGGUAUCCGGGAUCGAUCGUCUUCGGGGUACUGUCCUCCAGCGCAUUACCGAUGAAUCAGCAGUAUUUUCAUCAAAAGUUUGAUGACUUUCACAGCAGUGGCCCGAGACCACCCGUUCCCGGAGAGGAAAGCCGCCGAAAGAUGACAGAAGCGUCACAUUCGGACCGAACUCGGGACGGUUCGCCCCCGGCAUACGUUCGCUGGGCACAGAAGCUUGCGUACCUGCUGGAAGAUGGCGACGGAGCCGAGCUGUUCAAGCGCUACGUCGAGCUGGAGGGCGAGGAGCCUUCGAAUCGGCUUAAAUUUUACUUUGCCUGCGAGGGUCUUAAGCAGCAAACCGAUUCGGACAAGGUAACGCAACUGAUCGGAGCCAUCUACCGGCGCUUUCUCAAAAAGGCGCAGCCCGGCUCGGAGCUGUACGUGAACGAAUCGCUGCGCAACUUCAUUAAGGCAGGGCUAAAGAAUGAGCUGGAACUUACGCCGGACAUCUUCGAUCAGAUGCAGGCGGACGUGGCAAACAUUAUUGCCGAAACGACCUAUCCGCACUUUCUGCAGUCCGACCUGUACCUGCAGUAUGUGCAGAACAUGCAGAGUUCGAGCAGUAGCAGCAGUGUGAUUGGUAGCGGCAGUAACUGCAGCCUGGCAGCGGCAGUGCCUUCAACGAGCGGUGGAGCCGGCUCGUCGCUGGCCGGUACCUCGCAUGGUGGUGCUGGUGGCAGUAGUGGCAGUGCCGGGGCGCGUGCCUCCUGCUCACUUACGAGCAGCAGUUCCACGUCCGAGCUGUUUCUGCACAGUUCGUCCGCCUUGCCAACGGUGCACGAGGAUGCAGAGCUGGCGAAUGCCGACUCGAUCGAGCAGCUGUACGGUGCUACCGGUCCGGGGUUGGACAGCCAUAUGGGGCUGGUGGCACCACCGCUUGUACCACCUAGCGCCACCGCUUCGUCAUCCAACACGAAGGUACCGAUGACGCUUACAAAGGACGCACUGAUGGCUACGCAGAAACGCCGGCUAGAGAUGAGACCACCUGGUCCACGCGGAUACUCCGUGUACACCAACUAUGCAUCCUAUAAUCCGGUAUCCCGUCGUGACUCAGAACUGGCCAGUCUGAGCUCCGGCCGUACCGAUUCCGAUACGAUGUCUCUCUCGAGCAUAUCCACUGAUGGGCGACCACAUUCACAGCGCAAACAUCACCACCAUCACCAUUCGUCCAUGGAGCGAAGAAUGAUGCGUGAAAAUGCCUUAACCAACGAAGAAGUCGAUACGUUUUCGAUCAUCCCUCGAACCCAUCGGCACACGCAGAAGCAGCCACCGCCAACGGAGUUUGCCAAAAUUCUUAUCAACAAGCUAGAGUGUGUAGCCCGCGAGCGGGAAAAGGAUGAAGUGUUGUGUAAAAAGAUGCAGGAGGCCGAGCUAACCGACCGUUCGCAGAAUAAGGUGCUCGCGGACGCGAUCCGACAGAAGCUGCAGGUGGACGACGAUAACGAUCAGGAUAUUCUUGAUCAACAUGUAUCGAGGGUAUGGUCGGAUCUGACGCCAAGUCGAUCACCGGGCACAAUGUCACCCUGUCCACCGAACGUGGUCAGUUCUCGGUCGCGCCGUCACGAGCUGGCCGGAUUUGGAGCACAAUCUUCGAUGCGUCAUUCAAAAUCGAUGCCUGAAGGACAUCCGCUCAUGGGACCACCGAUGCAACCACCGAUGCCAAUGCAAAUGUCUUCCGGCUCACGCAAGCUGAACAACAAAUGGCCCUCCGUCAAUACGGACAGUGGGAUCAGCCUGUUUUCGACCGACACGCUGACGAAGCACGGCAGCAGCGGUAGCGCUAGCCGGGGAGAGCUCAGUCUCGGCAGCAGUUCGCGCCCAUUGUCGCGUAACAUGCACGACAUCCACACGGCAACACUGCUGCAAGAAUCGAGCCGCCGGCUGGAAGAUGAAACGCGACGCUCGAAGCGAUAUCAGUACCCGCCUAGUGCAAUACAAAGCAUGCCCUUGCCCCCGGUACCGAUGUCGUCGUCCUCGGGCGGUUUCAGUAGCAACCUUCCGCCGGCCAUGCCUCCACCGCCAAUACCUGCCAAACCGCUGCAAGCCCCGAACGAGUUCACCAUCGUGGUGUACUCGUUCUGCGACGAGGAAGUCCCGUACCGGAUAAAGAUACCCGGUACGCAACCACCGACGCUCAAACAAUUCAAGGAUUAUCUGCCGAAAAAGGGAAACUAUCGAUUCUUCUUCAAAACGCGCUGCGAGGACCUGGACAAUCCUGUCAUUCAGGAGGAAGUGAACAGCGACAGUGAACCGUUGCCACUGUUUGAGGGCAAAGUGAUGGGCACCGUGAAACCUUCGGAGUAGAUUUUUUUCCCAUAGAAAGCAAUAUGGCCAAACCGGCCUCCAAAGGCAGAAACAGCAGGGCAAUAACAAGCGUUAGACAAUGUGACCACAGACGUGUUUGUGUUCUGCACGUUUGCAAGGGAUGAAAGUGUGGCUUCCAUUAGAAAUAAGAGAACGGCAAGAGGCAAGCAGCUGCGGGGCGGAACGAACACAAAACUCAAUUCUCCACCAAGGAAAAACGCUUCCACGAGAACAAAAAAAAGAAAGAAAAUCGAAACUGGUCAAAGAAGUCACACACCAUAUGCCACUAUGUGCCUUCGGAUGCCCGCUCAAACACAACACCUGCCUGCCUGCAAACCAGUGCGAAAAUGGAAAAGCAAUCAUCUACACACCACUGCUGCUGCACCUUGACAAAUCCUUUUACCUAUCAUUUUUGUCUCUCAGUAGGCAUACUAUUUUUGAGCCAGCUGCCAAAUCUAAUAGGGUGGAUACGAUGGAUUGAAUGCAUGCAAUAAUAGUGCAAUCCUUCGAACGACAAUUAUUCGUACUGCAAACGUGACUGCAAUGCGGUGAGACAAGAGCAAACGAAAUCAAAUCGAAAGUAUCAGUAUUUUUACGCGUUUUGUAUGUGUGUGUGCGUGGCUUACUAGAACUCUAUAUUUUCCCCACAACACACAUUGAGCACAUUACAGAUUUUACAAGCAAGCAAACAAUCGAGUUUGGUGUUAAAAAGUAAGAAGCAGUAACAGCAUCGAACGAAAUCUAAGUUGCAAAUGAUUUGUGUUUGCGCGUCAAGUCAAGUAAAGGUAAGUUCUUCCAAGUAGAAAAUUAACAAACUAUUUUUUUAGCAAAAGAGGAGGGUUUGGUGCUUAUGGUGGAUGCGAGUUUUAAAAACAAACAGACCGGAGACCACCGUUCCGCGUAUCACUUAAUUGUACUAUUCUGCGUUUAUGUUUAUUCUAGUGACUGUCGUUUAGGUCGUGCACAUAUUUUAUUAGCCUAGUUGUAUUGCAAUCCUUGCUUAGGGUUUCUUAUUCGGUUCGUUCUUUAUGCAGAAGAGGAUGUAUGUAAAUAACGCGGAGGUCGUCAUAGCCAUAAGUUUUUAUUCUCGUUCAGCAGCAGCAGCAGCAGCAAGUAAGCGCAACGAAUCGAUAUCUUACUGCGCGCGUUCGUCCAUCCUCACUUUCUUCACCUCUGUUAAUUGUAGCUGCCGUUAGCCUUAUUGAAGCGUUCUAGAAAUCACAAGUCACCACGAACAAGGAUGUGGAACGAUGGAGAAAGAUAACAAGUUGUCGAAAGCAAACGAUACGAAUAGAAUUAAGUGAAUUGAGCGUGAAGAGCGAAACAGAGCGAUAUAUAUAAAUACGUAUGUAUAUUUAUAAGCUUAGAGUAUACACGACUGUAAUAGAGAAGCGCAAGUGCUUAGUGGAAAAAUGAAAUAUAAUUGCUUAUUUAAAUUAU